AAAAAUAUUCCCACAAAGAAAACUUCGGGCCCAGGGAGCUUCACUUGGGUGACUUCUACCAAACGCUCAAGGAAGAAAUAACCCUGGGCCUGGGCCGCCGACGCCCCCUGCGGGCCGGCCGGACCCCCGCGCUCGUCAGCCGCGCCCAACGCUCUGCUCGUGGGGCGCCCGCGGCCGGAUGCCCGGCGUCCGCACCCUCCUCGGCCUCCUGGCGGCCUUGGCGGCCUGCGGCGCUGUCGUCUUCCUUGGCUACUGCGUUCACUUCGACCGGAAGCGGCGCGGCGACCCCGCGUUCAAGCGCCGUCUGCGAGACAAAAGAAGACGAGCCGAACAAAAGGCCGAGGAUCGCUGUGCCCAGUUGUGGGAUCCAGCAAAGAAUGAAAAAUUGCAAGAACUUUUUCUGCAAGAGGUCCAGAUGGGAGAACUUUGGUUAUCUAGAGGACAGCAUAGAAUGGGGGUUGAACAUCUCAGCAAUGCCUUUUUACUGUGUGGCCAACCACAGGAACUUCUUAAGAUUUUCAAACACACACUCCCUCCUAAAGUAUUUGAGAUGCUUUUGCACAAAAUUCCCCUUAUUUGCCAGCAAUUUGAGGCAGACAUGAACGAACAGGAAUGCUUGGAGGAUGAUCCUGAUUGAAAAACAUUUCAACGUAUCCAAAGUCCAGUCAGAUAUUAUGGUAUUAUAUAGUAUAAAACAACUGCUCAGUGAUAUUUCCAUUUAUUUAACUUACAGUAAUAAAACUUUUUUUCUAUCUCAUACAUGAUUGAACACAUAUUUUUGUUUUAAAAUUAACAGUCGUAAGUGAAGAAACAAUAGUUUAUUUUUUUGA
Molecule: messenger RNA, 830 nt
Organism: Choloepus didactylus (southern two-toed sloth)
Lineage: Eukaryota; Metazoa; Chordata; Mammalia; Pilosa; Megalonychidae
Gene: TOMM20L
Product: translocase of outer mitochondrial membrane 20 like
Exons: 5
Coding region: 179-637 (152 amino acids)
Biological process (GO): protein targeting; protein import into mitochondrial matrix; tRNA import into mitochondrion
Cellular component (GO): mitochondrial outer membrane translocase complex; mitochondrial outer membrane
Molecular function (GO): transmembrane protein transporter activity
Source: RefSeq, a predicted model, not a curated record